Molecule: messenger RNA, 1965 nt
Organism: Alternaria rosae
Lineage: Eukaryota; Fungi; Ascomycota; Dothideomycetes; Pleosporales; Pleosporaceae
Exons: 2
Coding region: 176-1681 (501 amino acids)
Cellular component (GO): extracellular region
Source: RefSeq, a predicted model, not a curated record
AGGUAUACUCAUGAUAGUCAUGUGCGGCGUCCUGCACGAGUCUGCAUUCUGGGAACUCGGUGGUUCCGCGAGUGUGGUGCAGAGAGGCAAAGAUGUAUAAAGUGCUGCUUCCUGCUCCCAGGUUCUUGGUUCAUCAUCAACUGCCAAUUGUCAAUCCGCAGUCUUGUUCGAUACGAUGAAGUGGGCUACUAUCACCACGGCUUUGUUGCCUUUGGUCGCCGCUCAUGGCUUUACCCACCAGCAAUAUGCCUCUGGAGAGGUUAUGGACCUCAUGAUGUCCGGAAAAGAGGCUGCUUGGGCUAAGCAGCGCGCUGCUGGCGCCUACGACAGCAAGCGCUGGAACGGGUUCUCUAAGAAGAGGGCCAACAAGAACAAGAUUGAGUGCAAGCACGGCCGUGUUGAGGCUGUCAAGGGAGAUGCCGACCAGACCUACAAGUGCAAGAACAUCGACAUGUACGAUUUCAAGACGCACGAGGAGCUCGGUGAUGCUAUUGGUGAGGGAAGUGGUUCCUGGGGUUGGUCGCACAAGGGCCGAGACUUUAUUGCCAUUGGUCAGACUUACGGUGCCUCCUUCUCCGAGGUCACCAAGGACGGUCAACUCGAGUACCUUGGUCGCCUUCCCGCCAACAACGACUCCGUCAUCUGGCGUGAGAUCAAGGUUGUUCGUGACAGCCUCAUCGUCGGCUCCGAAGGUGUCGGCCACCAUGUCCAAGUCUUCGACCUGAAGAAGCUGCUCAAGCUUUCCCCCAAGAAGCCCUACACUUUCGACAUCAAGACCGACACUGCUCUCGUCGACAUCAACCAGGGCAUUAAGGGCCGCACCCACACCGUUGUUGCCAACAACGAGAAGAACUACGCCGUCGCCUGCGGUGCUGGCGGUCGCCCCGGCCGUAACGACACCUGUGCUGGUGGACCCAUGUUCAUCAACAUGGACGAUCCCACUAAGCCUUACGUCUCUGGUUGCAACGGUCAGGAUGGCUACACUCACGACGCUCAGUGCAUUGUCUACCGUGGACCUCACAAGAAGUACUACGGCCGUGACAUUUGCUACGGUUACAACGAGGACACCCUGACCAUCUACGAUGUCACCAACAAGGUUGGCUUCGGUAACGCCGGUGCCAUCAUCUCUCGCACCCCUUACGUCGGUGCUUCUUACACCCACCAGGGUUGGGUCCUUGAUGCCAUGUGGCAGACCCACAUCGUCAUGGACGAUGAGCUUGAUGAGGGUCAGAUCGACCCCAACCGCACUGCCGUUGACUCUCCUGCCAAGGACGGCUUCGCCGUGACCUACAUCUGGGAUAUCCAGAACCUCGAGAAGCCAGUCGUCACCGGCUACUACAAGACCACCACCCGCUCCGUCGACCACAACCAAUACGUCUACGACGGCCUUGACUACCAAUCCAACUACCAAGCCGGUCUCCGCAUCCUCGACGUCUCCAGCAUCCCCAAGUUCCCCGACGGCUCCAAGGUCAAGGAGAUUGCCUACUUUGACGUCUACCCUCCGGAUGAUGUCAAGCCCGGCGGCGGUGACGCUCUCUGGGACGCUGGUACCUGGUCUGCCUACACCUUUGAGUCUGGUUACGUUGUUAUCAACACUAUUGACCGUGGUGUCUUUGUUGUUAAGCAGGCUGAUGUCAAGGGUAGGAAGAGGGGUCAGGGUAAGUACUGGGGUAAGCACUAGAGUGCACCCUGGUGUGAUGGAUGCCUUGCGCGGUAAAAGCGUAAAAUGGUAAUCGAAAUCAAUGAAAUUUUCAAACAUGAACUACACAUUUCCCAUGUAUGAAUGAUCAUGAUCAACGUGCAAGAGCUUUGCGGAAUGUUUCGAAACUGACAUCAUGACGCAUGCCGGGCACAGGAGCCAAGCUUGAUGUUGGGAAGCAUAUAGAACCUGCCGUUAUUUCUCUCUCUCCUCUUCUUUGCUUACUAGCUCCGUCCUAUGCCAUGUUACCAAAAAGAUAACGCAAU